This is a messenger RNA of Anarrhichthys ocellatus (wolf-eel), 1708 nucleotides long. RefSeq names its product vitamin K-dependent protein C-like. The transcript is spliced from 5 exons. Gene Ontology annotation, biological process: proteolysis. The record is from RefSeq and is a predicted model, not a curated record. NCBI's taxonomy places the organism in Eukaryota, Metazoa, Chordata, Actinopteri, Perciformes, Anarhichadidae. Gene Ontology annotation, molecular function: serine-type endopeptidase activity. Bases 213 to 1100 code for a protein of 295 amino acids.
GUAUACCUCACGGUGUUUAGUAUACCUCACGGUGUUUAGUGUACCUCACGGUGUUUAACGUACCUCACGGUGUGUAGUAACCUCACAGUGUUUAGUGUACCUCACGGUGUGUAGUAACAUCACGUUUUUUUUCUGGUCCAGUGUCGUUUCCUUGUGGUCAGCACAGAGUCUGGUCUUCUUCAUACCGAAGUCGUUCUCUGCUCAAUGUCACAAUGAUGAACGACAACGUCACCGACAGCUGGCUGGUUGAACUGAAUGUUACUGAGACGGAGGAGGAGCUGGUGAUGGUGAACUCAACGUCUGGACAAAGGGGGGGCAAUGAGACCCAGCUGAAGGGGGAGGAGGGAGGAGGAGAGGAGGUCACUGGUCGUAUCGUGGGUGGAGUCCUGGAGAGACCAGGAGGGAGUCCCUGGCAGGUUCUGGUCUGCAGGUCUGAUGGGUAUGGUUUCUGUGGAGGGACUCUGGUCUCUGACCGUUGGGUGGUCUCUGCUGCUCACUGCCUGGAGGAGACUGCGGACCACGUUACCAUAGGUGAUUAUGAUAAACGACGUCCUGAUCCAGGGGAGCAGGUGAUCAAGGUUCAGAAGGUCUUCGUCCAUCCUCACUUCCACUCCUUCACCUUCGACAGCGACAUCGCUCUGCUGUACCUCGACAAGCCCGUCGUCAGGAGCCCCACCGCCAUCCCCGCCUGCCUCCCCGACCCCCACCUGUCCAGAUACCUGCUGCAGGAGGAGAACCGGGGCGUGGUGACGGGCUGGGGACUCACUCACUACCGGGGAAGGUCCUCCUCUCGCUUCCUCAGGAAGGUCACGCUCCCAGUGGUCAGCUACAGAGACUGUACCGCCUCCACUGAACAGGUUGUCACAGACAACAUGUUCUGUGCCGGUUACCAUGAUGUCGGGAUGGACGCCUGCAGCGGAGACAGUGGAGGACCGUUCGUGGUGAACUACAGAGGGACCUGGUUUCUGACCGGAGUGGUGAGCUGGGGAGAGAAAUGUGCUGCAAAGGGGAAGUACGGAGUUUAUACCCGACUGGGGAACUUUCUGAACUGGAUCAGAGACACCAUGGAGAGACUGGACCUGAACGGUACCGAGAGUUGAGACAAACAGACUGAAAUUAUCUUUUUUCUUUUUCAUUUUUCAAAUUGAAAGCAAAGGGAGCCAAACGAAGACUUUAAUAGUUGAACAUGAAACAUCAGGUUCUACAUCUAUCAGCUGGUUCCUCUCUGCUUCUCAUUGGUUCUUUUUCAUUUGAGCAUAAACGUUUGUUUAUGUUUUAUCCUUGUUUGAUAUUUAACACAUAAUAGCAGAACCAAGUCAAAGUAUAUUGAAAUGAUAAUUAAUCGUUUGUUUUCUAUUUUCUGAAUAUCUUCUGUAAAAUGAUGUCAAAUACACAAACUUGUGACGAAACAACUCGGAGAUGUUCUUUGCAAAAGAAAACUGUGUUUAUAAGAGUUUAUUAUUAAUACUCUGUGAGUGAGCAUUCAUAUCAAUACAUUCAUUCAUAUCAAUACAAACACUAUCUUUAUGAUUAAAAUGUUUAUUAGAGCACAAAAGUGACUCACUGUAUUUUUCAAAUAGCUGAAAAGAAAAUAUUGCAAUGUCAGUUUUUUUCCAAUAUGGUGCAGCUUUAAUAUGAUUCAUACAAAAGAGUGUACAAAUAUACAACACAGUAGUGAGGAAGUACAAUGUAUGAGCAAACAAACAAA